CUUCCCGUCACCUCGUUGAGAGCCGUCCCGCCGCGGGGCCACUGCUCUCGCCCUCCAUCUGAGGCUCGUGGGACCGACGGACGGACGCAGCCAGCCAGGGCCGGACUGCGGGCAGCAGCAAGCACACCGUGACUGGUACUACUGAGCCCCUUCUGGUGAUUACUCCUUAGACCUUUCCCUGGGCCACAUUCUUCAAAAGACUAGCACACAUCCAGUUUGCUCAGAUAUAAUCUCACAUUAAUGGAGUUCUUAUAGAAUGAACUACAUUUGUCUCUCCAGGACUGAACAGUUGAACAUCACAUACCAAGAGUGACAUCAGGUUAACAAAAUAACAACCUGAAGUUUGAAUCUCUUUCUGUGUUGGAAGUAAGAAGAAUGGAAAAUUGAUUAUCAAAGGUUAAAUCUGCUCUGGAAUCCACUGAAUGUCACUUGAAGGUCUGGGUAUCUGCUCCAGAGAACUCCUGUUGAAUGACAAAGACGUUAAGAACAGUCUUUGCCCAAGGCGGGUCUGGAACCGGGUUCCCAUGACCCUGACGAUUGCUUCCGGUCCGCAAUGAAAGGUUUAUCAGGCAGCCGCAGCCACCACCACGGGAUCACCUGUGAGUCUGCCUGUGACUCUCUCUCUCACCACUCGGAUCACAAGCCGUACCUGCUGAGCCCGGUGGACCACCACCCCGCGGACCAUCCUUACUACACCCAGCGGAACUCCUUCCAGGCCGAGUGCGUGGGGCCCUUCAGCGACCCGCUGGCCAGCAGCACCUUCCCACGGAGGCACUAUACCUCACAGCAGGAGCUGAAGGACGAGUGCACCCUGGUGCCCCGCACGCUGGCCACCAAGGCGAAUCGUAUCCCUGCCAACCUGCUGGACCAGUUCGAGAGGCAGCUGCCCCUCAACCGGGAUGGCUACCACACGCUUCAGUACAAGCGCACGGCGGUGGAGCAUCGCAGCGACAGCCCAGGCCGCAUCCGGCACCUGGUCCAUUCGGUCCAGAAGCUCUUCACCAAGUCUCACUCCCUGGAAGGGCCGUCCAAGGGCAGCGUCAACGGAGGCAAGGCUAGCCCUGAUGAGACGCAAACUGUGAGGUACGGCAAACGCAGCAAGAGCAAGGAGCGGCGGGCAGAGUCCAAGGCUCGAUCCAAUGCCUCCAACGCCUCCCCCACCUCUCCGGGCUGGUGGAGUUCAGACGACAACCUGGACGGCGACAUGUGCAUCUACCACGCACCCUCAGGCGUGAUGACCAUGGGCAGGUGCCCUGACCGUUCUGCCUCACAGUACUUCAUGGAAGCCUACAACACCAUCAGUGAGCAGGCGGUGAAGGCCUCCCGGAGUAACAAUGACAUCAAAUGCUCCACCUGCGCCAACUUGCCGGUGAACCUGGAUGCCCCGCUCCUGAAGAAGAGUGCCUGGUCCUCCACUCUCACAGUGAGCAGAGCCCGAGAGGUUUAUCAGAAAGCUUCAGUGAACAUGGAUCAAGCCAUGGUUAAGUCCGAGUCGUGUCAGCAAGAACGCUCCUGCCAGUAUCUACAGAGCAAGCUAAAAAGGCUACAGGGACACUUAAGCCAAGUCGUAUUUGUCAAGGUGAAAGCUGUGUGGAGCAGAAAAGCAAUUCUCCCAGCUGCCAAGAAGAUGCACAGGAGCCGAGUUCCUCAAGAUGAAUGGUCAGGGUACACACCUCGAGGUAAAGAUGAUGAGAUUCCAUGCCGAAGGAUGCGAAGUGGCAGUUACAUCAAGGCCAUGGGGGAUGAAGACAGUGGGGACUCAGACACAAGUCCCAAGCCUUCUCCCAAAGUUGCUGCACGAAGAGAAAGCUAUCUCAAGGCUACGCAGCCAUCCCUCACAGAGCUCACCACACUCAAGAUCUCCAAUGAACACUCACCCAAACUCCAGAUCCGGAGUCACAGUUACCUGAGGGCAGUAAGCGAAGUCUCCAUCAACCGAAGCCUGGACAGUCUUGACCCUGCAGGCUUGCUCACAUCACCAAAGUUCCGCUCCAGGAAUGAGAGCUACAUGAGAGCCAUGAGCACCAUAAGCCAGGUGAGCGAGAUGGAAGUGAAUGGGCAGUUCGAGUCCGUGUGCGAGUCAGUGUUCAGCGAGCUGGAGUCGCAGGCCGUGGAAGCUCUGGACCUGCCCAUGCCUGGCUGCUUCCGCAUGCGGAGCCACAGCUACGUGCGGGCCAUCGAGAAGGGGUGCUCCCAGGAUGACGAGUGCGUGUCCCUGAGGUCGUCCUCCCCUCCGCGCACCACCACCACCGUGAGGACCAUCCAGAGCAGCACCGGUGUCAUAAAACUGAGUUCUGCUGUUGAAGUGUCAUCUUGCAUUACAACAUAUAAGAAGACACCACCUCCAGUCCCACCCAGAACUACCACGAAACCUUUCAUUUCUAUCACAGCCCAGAGUAGCACAGAGUCUGCGCAGGAUGCCUACAUGGAUGGACAAGGCCAACGGGGGGACAUUAUCAGCCAGUCUGGCCUCAGCAACUCUACGGAAAGUCUAGACAGUAUGAAGGCUCUGACAGCUGCCAUCGAGGCUGCAAAUGCCCAGAUCCACGGUCCUGCAAGUCAACACAUGAGCAAUAAUGCUGCGGCUGUCACCACCACCACCACCAUAGCCACUGUCACCACCGAAGAUAGGAAGAAGGACUUCAAGAAAAAUCGAUGCCUAUCUAUCGGCAUACAGGUGGAUGAUGCUGAAGAACCUGAGAAAACAGGAGAGAACAAGGCAUCCAGUAAGUUCCAGUCUGUGGGAGUGCAAGUAGAGGAGGAGAAGUGCUUCCGCAGGUUCACUCGGUCCAACAGUGUGACAACUGCAGUACAGGCUGACCUGGACUUCCAUGACAAUCUGGAAAAUUCUCUGGAAUCUAUAGAGGACAAUUCGUGUCCUGGCCCAAUGGCCAGACAGUUCUCCCGUGAUGCCAGCACUUCCACAGUCAGCAUUCAGGGCUCAGGAAACCAUUACCACGCCUGUGCAGCCGACGAUGACUUUGACACGGAUUUUGAUCCCUCUAUCCUGCCUCCUCCGGACCCCUGGAUUGACUCUAUCACAGAAGACCCUCUGGAGGCCGUUCAAAGGUCUGUGUGCCACCGGGAUGGCCACUGGUUCCUGAAGCUCCUCCAGGCAGAGAGAGACCGCAUGGAAGGGUGGUGCCAACAGAUGGAGAGAGAAGAACGGGAAAACAACCUGCCUGAGGACAUUCUAGGGAAAAUCCGAACUGCGGUGGGCAGUGCCCAACUUCUCAUGGCCCAGAAAUUCUACCAGUUCAGAGAAUUGUGUGAAGAAAACCUGAAUCCCAAUGCUCAUCCAAGACCCACUUCCCAGGAUUUGGCGGGGUUCUGGGACAUGCUACAGUUGUCCAUAGAAAAUAUUAGUAUGAAAUUUGAUGAACUUCAUCAGUUAAAGGCCAAUAAUUGGAAACAGAUGGAUCCUCUUGACAAGAAGGAGCGAAGGGCCCCUCCUCCAGUGCCAAAGAAGCCGGCGAAGGGCCCCGCGCCGCUGAUCCGGGAGCGCUCGCUGGAGAGCUCGCAGCGCCAGGAGGCCCGCAAGCGCCUGAUGGCCGCCAAGCGCGCCGCGUCGGUCCGCCAGAACUCGGCCACCGAGAGCGCCGAGAGCAUCGAGAUCUACAUCCCCGAGGCGCAGACCCGGCUCUGAGCGCCCAGGACAGCCCGCCCCCCUGCCCGGCCGCUCCCCGCCCCCGUCUCCGCGCUCAGUGACCCGCACCAUCGUGGUGUAGUUGUCCACCUCGCAGGAGCCGUCCCCAGCCGCCCCGCUUCCUGGACCACUUUGCCCAUCCGCUCCACCGAGCUUCGCUCCCCGGUCCUGAGCCUCAUGCAGACAUCCAAAACCCUUUCUUUUCUGGGCCAAGUCAAACCCACCAGUGUAGAAACGACACCUGUAGGUCACCCACCCUCCUGAGUUCUCUCAAGCUAGUGUGUCCCUAGGGCUCAGCAAUAUAAAAACCAUAGGGAAUUUCAGAAAUCCAGUACACACAGGGUGAGCCUUUGGGAUUCAACCGUCUUCCACAAGAAAGAAACGAGGGCUCCGAUUCCCUUUAUUUCCUCCUAAAUGGUUAUUCUUUUUACAGGCAGAUAGAGCGCUUUAUUUCCAAUCUCAGAAAUCACACCAUCUUACCGGAAUCCGUGGUGACAAAGAGGAGGGGACCAAGCUGGCCUGGAGGUGGGGGCCUAGGUGUGUAGGAGGGAAGGGGGAAGCGUGCAGGUACCCGGCGCCUGCGCCUUCACAGCUGCACAAACUGCCUCACUGGUAUUUCAUCAAUCACAGCUUCAAAUGUCUCAAUCAGCAGAAGAUUGUAAAUUCGAUCUUUCAGGGAAAUUAAUCUAUUCUGAAAGGCAAUAAAAUGAAGAAAGGCAAGGUAAAGCAAACACCGAUGGUUUAAGAUCCUACAUGAGGGAUUUAUUUAUUUGUCUUAUUAUUAAGGAAAUUUAGACCUGAAACGUUUUAUCAGCUUUUCUUGUACUCUGUAUUAUAUUGCUGUGGUGGUGGUUUUUAACGGAAAGUGUUGGUUCUACUAAUUUAGGGUCCAUCCCGGUGGUGGGCCCACUUAAUCACACACAUAAGGACACGUCGCUUCUGAAACUCUUAAUGACAAGUAAGGCCGUUUUCAGGAGAGCUUGGGUCUUCUGUCCCCCUUUUGAAUGCUACGCAUCUGUCUAGCUCAACCCAGUAGAGUUCACAUUUCAGAAAUGUUUUCUCCUUCCGUCUCCCCACACUCCUCCUAUGCAGAGUUCACUUGUUCCCCAGCACAGGAUUUUGUUUUAUGUCAAAUGAAUAAAAUAAAAAGUGAUCUACCCGAGUUGACAUGCUGCCUCAUUCCAAAGAACUGCCACCAUGACCAGAGGCUCCAGGUAGACAGAGAAGACAUUUGACCUGCUGGGGUAGGGAGCCAUGAGGAGGGAGGAAAUGAUGGCAUUCGCUGAAAGAAAUCCAAGCUUUGGGUUGGAUUACAAGGUUUCUGUUGGUUUCCGGUUGAGUCUGGUUUCCGGUUGAGUCAUGGUAUGCACUGGUGAAGUCUUCAAAUGCCCUUACUUGUAGCCGUUUACACAUUUAGAAUGUGGCAAUCUGAAAGUACCACGGGUGUUUUUGUGUCAAGCUCACAUCCUAAAACGUUAGAAAUUUUCCAUUAAAAAAAAAAAGAAAAGAAAAGAUUUAAAAAAAUAUGCUCAUACCAGAGAUGCUUUAAAAAAUUAAAAAAAAAAAAAAGAGAGAACCACUUUCAUAGCUAGGUGCUAAUUUAAUUUUCUGUACGAAAUUGAGAGACGACACGUUCUGGCAACCAAUACUUUCACAGACAUAUUCUAAAAACACUAGAGAAUUCGCUACCUCUCAGAGCCAUUGAUGCUUUGAGCCACCUUUAUCAACAGGGCACAAAUGUUCACUGCUGUGGUUUACAAGAAAAGGGCUACUAACUUAUUUAAAAACCAACCACCUUUUACCCAGAGUGGACAGAGCACUUGAAAUGCUUUGUCAAAUUGGAGCAAACAGAUUUUGAGCUUCGAAUAUUUACUAGUUUUAAAAAGGAAACACUUUUUCUUUACAUUGGAGAAGCGAAAAGAUCAUAUGAAGUUUGCAGGAGUAAGGCCAACCAUCACCCUUGGGUAGCCCACGGUCACAUUCAUCCAAGAAUGGCUUGGAACUCACAAGAAGCCCACCCAUCUUUACAACUAAAGCACGGUGCCCUGAGGUAGAGUUGAGAUCAAUUUCUAACCUGAUUCCAGAUUCUCCUACAGUAUUUUCUUUGGAAACUGAUUUAGCCCAGGAUAUAUUAAAGAGAGACCAGAGAAGGCCUAUUUAUCUUGUCUAAGCGAAUGGCAUUUGUAUAUUCAUAAGCUAUUUUUGGUAAGAAUUUUAAAUCUUUUAGCUGAACACCUGCAGGGGCAUCACAACCUCUGCCUUCCUGAAAAACACAGUCUCAACUGUAUAAACACUUUAUAAGAAACUAAUUAUUGAUGUUAGGACAUGACCCCCAUACAAAGCUGCUUGUCAAUCACCGGAACCCUGAAACUGACAUCCGUGAGCAUAACCUUUGUUACAUUAUUCUUUUUGAUGUAAUUUGUAGAGAUGUUUUUAAGUUCGUAAUGAAAAAUGUAUGUACCCUGGAAAAUUACUUAUUUUGUUUAACUUUGGUAUAAAGGUGUUGGGCAUUUUCUCGGGGCGGGGGGCAAUUAAAAGAAGUUUGUCUCCCUCAUCAAAAAAAAGCUCAAAGAAAUUAAGUAUUUAUUAUAUUUUUUGCAGAUGUUUCCAUAUAAUUCACAUAACCUUUUUGUAAAGAGAGAUGAAGAAAUGGAUUAAAGAUUUUUAAUAUUUGAAAUGGUAAAUAGAACUAAUUUAUUUGUAAUAUAUUUCUGUUAUUUAUAGAUGUUUCCUUAAUGUUUUACUGUGUAUUACCAUUUUAAUUUAAGCCUUAUUCUUGUGAAUUUACCAUUUCUUUUUAAAAACAUGUCUAGAUGCAUAUUUUAAAUAACUGGAAUGUAAAUCACUAGCAUACCUGAAUUCCCUAAUGUAAUUUUUAAAAAUUAUUUUGGUUUGGAAAAAACAGAUUCAUUUGAAAGCCUUCAGAGAUGGAGGGGUAGGGAACAUUUUUAUGGCUUUCUGAAUAGGAAUUUCAUAGGCUUAUUUACCUAGAUUGUGUGUGGACAAAAAAACAAAUCUGUAAAUAGAUGAAUGUUUCCCAUAAUGUAAAAAGAAGAAAUUAAUAAAAUAAUUAAUGCACUGCUUUCAAGGUCUCUGUGCUGACUGAAGUCCCACUUCUUCCAAAAAUCUAAGCAGUUUUCUUUGGAAGUGAAUAGUUGGGCAGCUGACAAUUUCUGAUGCUGUUCUACCCACCAAUGAACAGGUUGGGAAAGAUCUUGCGUCCUGUCUAAACGACUUCAAUACUGAAAAGCUAACACCUUUUACUCAGAUAAAUGAUACAUGCAUGGAGUUUUGUUUCAGGUGCUACCCAAACUGCAUUACAGUGACAGGUACAGAUUAGAAAUGAAAUUAUGAGCCCCUCAAACAUGUAUAUUUUACCCACUUAAAUAUCUUUGCAUACACAUCACAAAUUCUAUUUCCCACACUGUAUGUAGGGUAAAAAGAGGAUAAUGCUUUGUGUCUUUAAUUUCAUCCUCACAAUUAGAAAAAAAAAAAAAAUGGAUUCAUUGGGAUUUGGAGUGUAUCUCAGGGCAGAGCAUGUGCUUAGUAUGUGUGAGGCCCUGGAUUCAAUCCCCAGUACUGCAGACAAAAGAAAAAGAGGCAC
Molecule: messenger RNA, 7250 nt
Organism: Nannospalax galili (Upper Galilee mountains blind mole rat)
Lineage: Eukaryota; Metazoa; Chordata; Mammalia; Rodentia; Spalacidae
Gene: Dlgap1
Product: DLG associated protein 1
Exons: 16
Coding region: 554-3646 (1030 amino acids)
Biological process (GO): signaling
Cellular component (GO): postsynaptic specialization; glutamatergic synapse
Molecular function (GO): molecular adaptor activity
Source: RefSeq, a predicted model, not a curated record